UCUAUAUUUUCGUGUGUUCAUUAUUUUAAAUUUUAAGAACAUCAGAAACUGACGUUUCAUCACUUCGAGUGAGGAGUGCUAAAAGGGAAAUUUUAUUGUGGUCAUUUAUUCGGAAUUGGAGUAUGAGAUAUUGGCCACCUUUCAUUUUCGGAAUAUUAAUUGUUUAUCAAAUAAUUGAACCAGUAGAAAGUGUAGGAUGUAAUUGUACUACAGAUUGUGUUAUUGUGUGUAGUGCGGGGGAAUAUUAUGAUGAAGGCACUUGUUUGAAAUGUCCACCAGGCUAUUACUGUACUGGUGGAUCAGAUCCAAGGACACCGUGUUCCCCAGGAACAGCUAACUCUAAUUGGAAUAGUACUCUGUCGUCUGAUUGUCAAGCAUGCUCAGCCAAUGAAUACAGUGUUAGUGCUGCUGCGGCAUGCACUGCGUGUCCGGCAGGAUUCAGCUGUUCUGCCAACACUCUGACGGCAUGUCCCAGUGGAACAUAUUCCUUGCUAGGAGAAAUGGUCUGUACAACAUGUCCAGCAGGAAAAAUUUGUCUAACAACAACAUCUGCUCCUGUGGAUUGUUCUGCUGGACAAGAGCCAAAUAGUGGUCAAACAGCUUGUAUUAAUUGUAUUGCGGGAAAGUACAAACGACAGUCAGAUGCAUCAUGUCAACCAUGUCCUGCAGGUUCCAAAUGUCCGUCAGAUGGAUUGGGAUCUGCAACUGUUUGUCCUUCUGGAGAAUAUCAGCCUACUCCAGGUUCAUCAACAUGUCAAGAUUGUCCAGCAGGAUCAGAGUGUUCAGAUACCACUACAGCAAAUCAGUGUCAAGCUGGUCAGUUCUCAUUAUCUAGAUCUACAUCAUGUUCACCAUGUGCUUCAGGUUUUUAUAGCAGUGCUGCUGGUGCUUCAAGUUGUUCAGAAUGCACAGCUGGAUAUUACUGUACAUCUACUACACAAACUCAGUGUGGAUCAACUAAAUACAGUGAUGCUGGUGCUACAGUUUGUAAAACAUGUCCUGCUGGUUAUACUUGUCCUGGACCAACAACGUCUGUUGCCAGUCAGUGUACACAAGGAACAUAUGCAGGUGCAGGAGCCACUUCUUGUACAGCCUGUCCUCCUGGUUACCAGUGUCCUCUAGGUGGUACUGAAACUCCAGAAGCAUGCACGAAUGGAACAUAUGCCAGUUCACCAAAUACCAUUACAUGUAGUUUAUGUCCAUUAGGUCAAAAAUGUCCAAAUCCAGCUAAUGCCCCAAUUGAUUGUGUUGAGGGAGAAUACAGUCCACUAGGUAGUAGCGUGUGUAUAGAAUGUCCGGAUGGUGAAUACACUAAUACUGUAAAGUCAGGAACUUGUACUGUCUGCCCUGAAGGUUCAUCCUGCUUGAAUAAAGACACAUUACCAGUUCAAUGUGGAAAAGGAGAAUCAAGUAUCGCUGGUCAGAAGCAUUGUUUAGCUUGUCAACCAGGUACAUAUAAAGAUGUUGUUGGUAUUGGAUCCUGUCAAGCUUGUCCUGCUGGUUCUGAAUGUCCUACAGUCACUGCAAAAUCAACAUGCGUAAACGGUUACUAUUCUCAGGAUGGUGCUACCGCUUGUCUACCAUGUCCAGGAGGUUAUAAAUGUCCUAAUAAAGAUCAGUCACCAAUUCUAUGUACUGCUGGUACCUAUUCCAGUAAUGCCAGUCAGACUUGUACAGACUGUGAAGCUGGGUAUAAGUGUCCAGUAGAGGGAUUAAAUGAUCAGAUAGCAUGUCCAGCAGGCUGGUAUCAAACAUCAACUGGUCAGACAUCAUGUAUUGAAUGUGGUCAAGGUGAAAAAUGUACUGAUAGAACCAGUUCUCCUGUAUCAUGUCCACCAGGUCAAUAUCAAGAUGGUAGAGGUUUAGAAACAUGUAAAUCUUGUCCAGAUGGCUAUUAUGCUAUAGGAACAAAAACUGUACAAUGUACAAAAUGUCCAUCUGGUUCUAAAUGUCCUGAUCCAACUCAACUACCAGAGCCUUGCUCUUCAGGAGAGUAUUCUACAGCCGGAUCUACAGGGUGUCAGAUCUGUCCAGCAGGUACUUCAUGUGGAAGUGGUACAGUUUCAACAUGUGGCAGUGGUGAAUAUUCAAAUGGCACAAGUUGUGUUCCAUGUCCAGUAGGCUACAAAUGUCCAUCUUCAAUUUCGGGACCUCAGGUUUGUCCGAGUGGGACAUACCAGAAUCAGGAAGGACAAGUCAAUUGUUUAGAUUGUCCCCAAGGUAAAUCGUGCUUCGAUGUAUCUACAACACCAGUAGAUUGUGUAGCAGGAUAUUUCAGUGCAUCAGGUGAAGCAGCUUGUUCAAGAUGUCCAAGUGGAUUUUACAGCACUGCUGCAUCAGGUUCAUGUACACCAUGUCCUGCUGGUAAGAAAUGUUUUGAUGGUACUAACUAUAUAACACCCACAGAUUGUGAUGCUGGUAAAUACAGUCCUGGUAGUCAAUCAACUUGUUCUUCUUGUGAAGCAGGAACAUACAGUUCUGCUGGAGCAUCAUCGUGUUCCUUAUGUCCUGCGGGAAAACAAUGUUCUGAUCCUAGUGUUACACCACAAGCUUGUUCAUCAGGUUAUUACAGUACUCAGGGCAAGAACAUAGCUUGUACAGUAUGUCCAGCUGGCUACCAGUGCUCAAGUGCAUCAUCAUUACCAUCUGCCUGUACUCAAGGUACUUAUGCACCAGAAGGACAGACAUCAUGUUUACAAUGUCCAGCUGACCAGUCAUGUUUAGAUCCUUCAAAAACACCAUCCAAUUGUCCAUCUGGCUACUACAGUCCAUUGGGAUCUGCUGAUUGCUUGAUAUGUCCAGCUGGUAAAGAAUGUAAUACGACACAGUCUACAUUAAGUCCUUGUAAUUCUGGUUACUACAGUUUAGAAGGAGAAGAAAUGUGUAAAGCUUGUCCGGCUGGUUCCAUGUGUCCGUUCCCUAGUAUACCACCUAUAACAUGUAAACCUGGUACCUAUUCUCUUGGUAGUGGUAUAACAUGUACAGAAUGCCCAGCUGGUUCCAAAUGUGUUUCGACAAGUACCACACCAGUUGCAUGUAAUACAGGAGAAUAUUCUCUAGGAGGAAAAGUAGACUGUAUAAGUUGCCCAGCUGGUUAUGCAUGUACAACAGCUGAUGCCACACCAGUAGUUUGUGUUCCAGGAACAUACAGUAUAGGAGGUGAAACAGCGUGUAAUAAUUGUCCUACUGGUUACGCUUGUCCAUCAACAACAACAGCAGCUGAUCAACAUAUUUGCACACCAGGAACCUAUUCAACUGGAAGUCAGUCAUCUUGUACAAUUUGCCCUGCUGGUAAAUUUUGUCCAUCGACUACCACAGCUACAGUAACAGAUUGUGCAAUAGGUUUUUAUUCUUACAGUGGUUUUGUUAUCUGUUCAGCUUGUCCUGCUGGCUGGCAGUGCCCAAAUAAAGAUGGUUCACAGAAUUCUCAAUGUGCUGCAGGAUAUUAUUCAAUAGGAAAUGCCAUUGCAUGUACCGAAUGCCCAACAGGAAAGGCUUGUCCUUCAACAAGUUCAGAUGUCAUGGAAACAUGUCCAGCUGGAACAUAUUCUAUUGGGAAACAAUCAUCUUGUACAGAAUGUCCAGCAGGAUUUGCAUGUUCUAGUACAGCAUCCGACACCAAGACAGCAUGUAAUGCUGGUUUCUAUAGUGAAGGUAAAAGAGCUGCCUGUGUGGAAUGUCCAGCUGGUUAUGCUUGUCCUUCUAUUUAUGACAGCUACAAACUACUCUGUUCUACAGGCACAUUUGCUGAAGCAGGCACUACAUCUUGUACAGUUUGUCCAGCAGGAGAACAAUGUCCCAUAAACACGCAAACAGGAACUGUCUGUUCCAAUGGUUAUUAUAGUUUAGGUGGACAAGCAGCUUGUUCACCUUGUCCAGCUGGAUACUAUUGUGGACAAAAAGAUCAAAAACCCACUAUUUGUGAAGCAGGAAAAUACAGUUCUGGUCUGGCUAUAAGUUGUUCUAAUUGUAAUGCUGGUUAUGCUUGUCCUGAAGGAAGUACAAGACCAGAUCCACCAACAGCUGCCUGUCGUCUGGGUUACUAUUGUGCAGAUGGUAAAAUAGAAACAUUUUGUCCAAAAGGAAAAUAUGGUGCAACAAAAGGACUAACAGCAGAAACAGAUUGUUCAGAAUGUCCACAGGGUUAUUAUUGUCCAGAAGGCACUGCUGGCAUUCCUACAUCUAGUUUAUUAUGCCAACAAGGUUCCUAUUGUCCAGCAGGAACUGGAGAUUAUAAAGAAUAUCUAUGUCCAGCAGGAAAAUACUACAAUAACCUAGGUGCCGUUAGAGUAACAGAAUGUCAUGAUUGUCCACCAGGAAGAUUUUGUCCAAUAGGUACUGAUGACCCAUUCUACGAUGCUAAUGUAUGUCCAAGAGGGCACUACUGUCCAUCUGGAACUGGUGCUGCUAAUCCUUGUCCAGCUGGUAAAUAUACUGAAGAAGAAGGGUCAACAGGGUUAGAAUUCUGUAAAAUAUGUCAAGCUGGUUAUUACUGUGAAUCAGGCACAGAUACACCCACAGCCUGCCCUCCAGGGACAUUUAAUGAUCUGACAACCCAGGGUUCUGCACUAUCUUGUAAAGCAUGUUUAAGUGGUUGGGCAUGUACAGAAUAUGGUCUUACAGAACCUAAUAAAAGAUGUUCACCAGGGUACUACUGUCCUGGGAAUAAUUCACUUCCAAAUCAAGAUUCUCCUGAUAAUGCCUGCCCUGCUGGUACCUUUACCAACUUCAAUAACCUCACAGCUAUAGAACAGUGUGAUGAUUGUCCACCUCGGGUAGCAUGUCUUAGAGCAACAGGUGGAACCCAAAAACCACCAGUGGCGUGUGCUAAAGGUCAUUUCUGUCCAUCGAAGACACUUUUUGCAACUGAGCACCCAUGUCUUGCUGGUACCUUCACCAAUCUAACCAACCUUUACAGACAAGAAGAUUGCUACGUAUGUUUGCGAGGUUACUAUUGUGUAGAAGGUUCUUCUGCACCAACUGCUCCAUGUUUUAAAGGGCAUUGGUGUCCAGAUGGAACAAAAAGUGGAGAUGAAUUUCCAUGUCAUGCUGGUUCGUAUAGUAAUAAUACCGGAAAUACACGACAUGAACAGUGUGUUGAUUGUCCUGAAGGUCAUUAUUGUCCCACAGCUUCAGUAUUACCAACAGCCUGUCCUGCUGGAACCUACAAUUCACAGAAAAAAGGAGAGAGUUUACCAAUAUGUUUAGCUUGUAUAGCAGGUUAUUAUUGUCCUGGUGAUGGUAAUAUUGAACCCCUACCAUGUACCAAAGGUAGCUACUCGGACACAGGAGCAGCCAUUUGUUCUCUUUGUGAACCAGGUUAUUACUGUGAUAAAAACACAACCAGUAAGACGUUUAUGGAAACCAUGAGAAUUUGUCCACCAGGUGUAGAAUGUCCAGCUGGAAUGAACAGACAACCAGAUCUAAUCCAAGAUCCUUGCAGAAAGGGACACUAUUGUCCAGCUGGUAAUGUGAGUCCUACACCAGUACCCUGCCCAAUUGGAACAUUUAAUGCAGAACUUGGACGAAGAGAAUUAGCAGAAUGUCAGCAAUGUACUGCCGGGAAAUAUUGUACCCCCACUGGGCUGACAGAGCCUGCUGCUGAUUGUCCUGGAGGUUACUAUUGUCCUCUUGGAACUGGAAAUCCAUUUUCAUUCCCAUGUCCUAUUGGAUUCUAUCGAAAUGGUUCUGCUAAGGAGUCAUUCCAGGAUUGUGCUGAGUGUAUAUCUGGAUUUUAUUGUGAUAGAGAAGGUUUAGCAGAACCAAUUGAUUGCCCACCGGGAUUUUUCUGUGUCAGUGGAAGUACCUUCCCUCAACCUUGUCCUCUAGGAACAUACAGUAACUCAACAGGAUUAAGAAGAAGUACAGACUGUGCACCAUGCCCAGGUGGUAGAUAUUGUGAUGGUAUUGGGCAGACAGAACCAACUGGUCUUUGUGAUGCUGGGUUCUUUUGUCGUGAGAAAGCUUACACAUCAGCGCCUCCUGAUGGUCCAACAGGUGGAUUGUGUCCUGCUGGGGGAUAUUGUCCACAAGGUUCUGCUAUAGGAACGCCUUGUCCUGUUGGCAAAUACAGCAAGUCAGCUGGUGCCAAGACGGAGUUUGAUUGUAUUCCAUGUGAUCCAGGAUUCUUCUGUUCUGGUUCCAGCAGUACUGCAGCUUCUCAGAAAUGUGCAGCUGGGUAUUAUUGUACUGGUGGGGCUGGUGUACCAACACAGUUUGACACUCCUGCUGGCCAUUACACAUCAGAAGGUGCCUUCAAACCUGAACAAUGUCCAACUGGUCAGUAUCAGCCUGCACAGAGAUCAUCUUCAUGUUUGGUUUGUCCACAAGGUUAUUACUGUAAUGGUACUGGAACAAUCGAACAAAUUAUCUGUCCUGCUGGCUAUUACUGUCCAGAAGGAAGUGGUUUUCCUGUCCCAUGCCCAAGAGGAACAUUUUUGAAGGAUGUUGGGCGAUAUGAAGAAUCACACUGUGAUUUAUGUACAUCAGGCUUUGCUUGCGAAUCAGUAGGAUUAUCGGCACCAAACAUUAAUUGCAUUGCGGGCCAUUAUUGCACUCUUGGUGCUAAUACCUCAGAACCAAUUGAAAUGCCAUUUGGAGAUUUGUGUCCAGAGGGAUAUUUCUGUCCAAAUGGAACUGGUAAUUAUGUAUCCAAUCCUUGUAGUAAUGGAACAUACUCUAAUUACACUGGUUUACAUGAUGGAAUAGGUUGUACCCCAUGUGACCCAGGUCUGGUGUGUAAUGGACGAGGUCUCGUAGAACCCAAUGGUGUCUGUGCAGCUGGUUAUUUUUGCAGACGGGCAGCUAAGACUGAUAAACCAAUGGAUGGAGGUGCCACAGGAGAUGAAUGUCCCAAAGGUCAUUAUUGUCCUGCAGGAACAGGAGAACCAAAACAAUGUAUUCCUGGGUCUUUUACUAAUGUAACUGGUUUAGAUUAUUGUUUUGACUGUCCUGUUGGUUUCUAUUGUGUUGAUGGUGAAAUUCCGUUAAGAUGUCCAAGAGGACGCUACUGUCCAGGCAAUACAACAGCUGCACAACCAUUCUGUCCAAGAGGAACGUACAAUCCUGAUUUAGGUAUGCCAUCUAUAGAUGAUUGUAAACCAUGUAAAGGAGGCUUCUACUGUGAUAGUCUAGGUGCCAUUGAUUUUGAUUUUAGUGUCAAUGGGACAGGAACAGGUCCUUGUGCUGCAGGUUAUUUCUGUAAAUUGGGUGUGAACAUCAGUACACCAACUGUUCAUACAUCUAGUGGAAUAGGUGGGCCUUGUCCAGAAGGUUUCUACUGUCCAUUACAAACAGAAGAUCCUAUACCAUGUCCAAAUGGUACCUACAGAGAUACUCAGUUUGGUGCAAAGCUUGGCGACUGUAUACCAUGUAAAUUAGGAAAGUAUUGUGGUUCAACAAACCUAACAGAUGCAACAGGACCAUGUUCUCAAGGCUUCUACUGUCUCCGUGGAAACAAUGUACCUGAUCCUACAGGUUCAGAUCCUGCAAUAGGUGGUCCAUGUCCUGUCAGCCAUUAUUGUCCAGAGGGAACAUCAUAUCCAUUAGAAUGUCCAGCAGGAACAUACAAUAACAUAACUGGACAAGCUGUCUGCUUUUCUUGUCCAUCAGGUUAUUUCUGUCCAGAAAAUAUAACUGACUAUGAACUUUAUCCAUGUCCUGAAGGACAUUUCUGUCUCAGUGGCACUGAAUACAGUACUCAACAUCCAUGUCCAAGAGGCUACUAUAGAAACUUUACCAGGGGUCAAUCUAUGGCUGAUUGUUUCCCAUGUCCAGCAGGAGAAUAUUGUAAUAACCAGGGAUUGAAGGAGCCAGUUGGUUUAUGUACUGCAGGUUAUUUCUGUGUAUUGGGAGCAUGGUCAGAUAAACCAACCGAUUAUAAUAACUUUACAUCUGGAGAUUGUCUGUGUCCUAGUAAUUCUACAGGUGGAGAAUGUCAACCAGGUUUUUACUGUCCUACUGGAUCUGAUGAACCUGUAUCAUGUAGAGAAGGCAGUUAUUGUGCUAUAGCAGGAUUGGCUGAUGUAAGUGCCCCAUGUAAAGAAGGGUAUUACUGUGGUUUACAAGCUAUAAGGAAUGAUCCCACUGAUGGUAUAACAGGCAAUCUAUGUCCUCAAGGAAGAUAUUGUGGACAAGGAACAACAAGUGAACAACCUAAAUGUCCAAGUGGAACGUUCUCCAAUAGAACUGGUAAUAUCUUAGUCACUGAUUGUUUACCAUGUACACAAGGAUAUUAUUGUGAAUCGGAAGGUCUAGUAGCACCAACUGCUCCUUGUAGUGAAGGUUAUUAUUGUCCAACUGGUCAGAAUAAAAGUGAUCCCUUCAUCUGUACAUCUGGUCACUAUUGUCCAACUGGUAGUUUUGAAGAAAUAAAGUGCCCAUCUGGAACAUAUCAAGAUCAAAUUGGACAAGGAUUGUGUAAGGAGUGUGUAGCAGGAUAUUAUUGUAAUAAUGCAGACAAUUUAGAUUCCUACCUACCCUAUCCAUGUCCUGCUGGUUAUUACUGUCCUAAUGCUACCAAAUGGCCAGAACAAUAUGGCUGUCCCUUAGGAACGUACAGUCCUAAUACAAAACUAGAAAGUGUCACAGAAUGUCUUAAAUGCGAUGCUGGAAAAUAUUGUGGUUUUAUUGGCUGGAGUAAUGUUACAGGUGAUUGUUCAGCCAGAUACAUCUGUUAUGGGGGAUCUUCUACACCAACACCAACUGAUGGAAUAACAGGAAAAUCAUGUCCAGAAGGACAUUAUUGUCCAAAGGGAAUACCAGUUCCUGAACCCUGUCCUCUUGGAACAUCGUCAAACAGCACAGGACUUGGUGUAUCUGGAGAAUGUCAACCAUGUACUGGAGGAUUUUAUUGUGAUGAAACAGGAUUGACAACACCAUCUGGGGCUUGUGAUGCAAGAUUUUAUUGCAGCUCUGGUGCAGUUACUUCUAAUCCAUCUAAUGGUAUUACAGGAGAUACAUGCACAAUUGGUCAUUAUUGUCCACAAGGAACUGCCGUACCUAUACCUUGUGCAGAUGGCACUUACAUGCCUAUUACUGGAGCAGACACAUGUUUUAACUGUACCCCUGGUCAUUAUUGUAUUUCACAAACCACCCCAGAAGAUUGUCCACCAGGUUAUUACUGUCCCGAGGGCACUGGAGUCUUAUGGCAGUCAUGUCCACAAGGAACCUUUAGCAUAGCAAUCCAAUUAUCAGAUGCUGAUAAUUGUACUCAGUGCUCUGGAGGAUUCUACUGCUCACAACCAAAUGCCACAUCCAUCACUAGUGAAUGUGAUGCCGGAUAUUAUUGUACAUUAGGUUCCAACACAGCCACUCCAGAUACAGGGUUUACCGGUGAUGCAGGACCUUGUCCACCAGGUUAUUAUUGUCCAAGAAGAACAACAACACCAUUGAAAUGCCCAUCUGGUACUUUCAGCAAUAACACAAAACUUAAAAGUUCAUCUGAAUGUACGCUUUGUUCUUUUGGUAUGUAUUGUGCAACAGAAGGACUAACUGAACCAUCUGGAGAAUGUAGUGAGGGAUUCUUCUGUUUACAAGGUGCAUCCUCAGCUAACAAUCCAUCUUUGGACAGCACAGGAGGACCAUGUCCUGCCGGAAACUUUUGCCCUAAUGGAACUUCUUACCCACUAGGAUGUCCAGCAGGAACUUACAAUCCUAAUACUGGAAUGAAAGAAUGUACACUAUGUCCAGCUGGCUACUACUGCCCAGAAAAUUCAACAUCAUUUUCUGGAAACAACUGUCCACAAGGUUUUUAUUGCACAAUAGGCACCAAGCAUCAGUAUGAAUUCCCAUGUCCAAAAGGUACAUAUAAUCCAACUUCUGGAAAACAGAAAGAAGAAGACUGCACACCUUGUGAUCCAGGCUAUUAUUGUGCUACUCCUGGCAGUUCUGCAACAACUGCACCAUGUUCUGAAGGCUGGUUUUGUAUACGAGGUGCAUGGAGUGCCCAACCUACAGAUAUUGGUAACUUUACCACAAUGGAUUGUUCAUGUCCAGCUAAUUUAACUGGUGGUCAAUGUCAACCGGGUCAGUUCUGUCCACCAGGAUCAUCAGAACCUCAACCUUGUCUACCAGGUUAUUAUUGUGAUAUUGCUGGGUUAGCUAAUGUAACAGGUCAAUGUUAUCCUGGUUAUUAUUGUAUGGCUUCUGCUACAAGACCAGAUCCACAAAAUGAUGUAACUGGAGGAACGUGUCCGAGUGGCAACUAUUGCCCGGCUGGUACAAGGGAUCCUGUUAAAUGUCCACCAGGCUAUUUCUCUAAUGCUACGGGCAAUGUGGAGUUUUCAAACUGUCUACUCUGUACACAAGGAAUGUAUUGUGCUAGCUAUGGUGCUGAUAGUCCAACUGGAAACUGUGAUGCUAACUAUUAUUGUCCACCUGGACAGAACACUAGUACACCUAAUGAGUUUGUCUGUACACCAGGCCAUUAUUGUCCAUCUGGCAGUCCCACUCAAAUAGCCUGUGAUUCAGGAACAUAUCAAGAUGAAUUUGCACAGUCGAGUUGUAAAGUGUGUCCAGAGGGAUAUUAUUGUGAUGGUACUAUACAGAAUGAUACAGUAUGUUCACAUGGUGUUCAAAAUCCAUCACCAUGUCAACCAGGUUAUUACUGUCCUCAAGGUACAAAGAUAUCCACCGAGUUUGGAUGCCUGUUAGGGACAUUUAGUGAUAAGAAAAAUUUGAAAACAGCAGGGGAAUGCACUAAUUGCACAGGUGGUACUUAUUGUGAUAGAACUGGCCUUUCGGCACCUAUCGGUCCAUGUAGUGGUGGAUAUUAUUGCAUACAGAGUGCUCAGUCAGCCACACCAACGGAUGGUAUAACAGGAAAUAUCUGCACACCUGGUUCCUAUUGUCCAGUUGGUUCUAAUUCAACGUUACAAUGUCCACCAGGAACUUACAACCCAGUUUCAGGUUUGGAAUUUGAGAGCCAGUGCUUGGGAUGUACAGCAGGUCAGUAUUGUCCAAACUAUGGUAUGACCUCACCAAUUGGUAAUUGUUCUGCAGGAUACUACUGUUCAGGAAAUGCAUCAACAUCAACACCAUUGGAUAGUGCAACGGGUAACAAAUGUCCAAUUGGUCACUAUUGCCCAGCAGGAACUCCAAAUCCAAAACUGUGUGAACCAGGAACAUACACAGACACAGAAUUAAAUGCAGUAUGUCUAGAGUGUACACCGGGUCAUUUCUGCAUCACUGGAUCAAAUCCAGAACUCUGUCCAGCUGGAUACUAUUGUCCUAAAGGUACUGGUCACAUAUGGCAAUCUUGUCCUCCUGGUACAUUCAGCUCCUCAACUGGUUUAGCAAAUAUUACCCAAUGUACUCAAUGUACAGGUGGUUAUUUCUGUAAUCAACAUAAUCAGACAGUUGUCACAGGUACUUGUGAACCAGGAUAUUUCUGUAGAUUAGGCGCAGACUCAGCAACACCAUCUGGUUUAGGGAGUGGAGAUGCUGGGCCAUGUCCUUCUGGCUAUUAUUGCAGUCAACAAACUCAGGAUCCAUUCAAAUGUCCAUCAGGAACAUUUAAUAAUAAAACAAAGAUAACAACAAAGAGUGAAUGUCAGCUGUGUCUACCAGGAUAUCAUUGUCCUUUACCUGGACUGAUUUAUCCCACAGGUCUCUGUGACCCAGGAUUUUAUUGUUCUGAAGGUUCCAACUACUCAAGCCCAUCAUUAACAACAUCAACAGGUGGACCCUGUCCUGUUGGGACAUAUUGUGAAGCUGGAUCAAGUACACCAAGAAAUUGUCCGGCAGGUACCUUCAAUAGCGUAGAACAAAUGGUAAAUUGUACUGAGUGCCCUGGAGGAUAUUAUUGUGAGGCUGGAGCAAAUUCAACAACAGAAUGUCCAAAGGGACAUUAUUGUCCAUCGAAAACAGAAUACUCUAACCAAUUCCCAUGUUCAAUUGGUACAUUUAACAAUAACACAAGAGGUAAAGAUACAAGUGAUUGUCAGCUUUGUCUUCCGGGAAUGUACUGUUCAGUUCCUGGAUUAGUUGAACCAGAAGGACAUUGUGCUGGUGGAUGGUAUUGUAUUCUUGGAUCUGGGUCACAAAACCCUUCUAAUGCAGCAAAUACAACUAUAGGAGGAAAAUGCUUAACCGGAAAUUUUUGCCCUAUAGGAUCAGAUUCUCCUUUGCCAUGCCUCCCCGGACAUUUUUGCUCUUCGGAUGGACUAGCUAAUGUAACUGAUCAGUGUGAUGCUGGCUAUUACUGUUCAGGAAGUUCUACAAUUCAAAAUCCUGUAAAUGAGAGUUUUGGAGAUGUUUGUCCAAAGGGCCAUUACUGUCCAAAGGGGAGUUCAUUGCCAAUUGCUUGCUUAGAAGGAACAUUCAGUAACCUAUAUGGGAACAUAAAUAUUUCUAGCUGUCUACCCUGCACACCUGGUAAAUACUGUUCUGGUGUUGGACGUGCCUUGCCAAAUGGUGACUGUAGUGAAGGGUGGUUCUGUCCAGAAGGAAUGAUUCAGCCUCAGCCACCAGGAAAUCAAUGUCUUGCAGGUCACUCCUGUCCUCAAGGCAGUCCCAAUCAAACACCAUGUCCUUCUGGAUUUUAUCAACCAUUAACUGGAAAAGGAAAUUGUAUAGAUUGUUCUGCUGGUACCUACUGUGACCAAAAUGAAGCUAUAGCAGAACAACAGAGUGGAUUUGGAGCCCUGUCCCAUGGUGUUGUAACUCCUAAAGUUUGCCCAGCAGGAUUUUAUUGUAUGAACAAUACUAAGACUUCCAGAGACAAUGCCUGUCCGCUUGGUACAUACAGUAAUACAACAGGUUUAGAAAUUUUCACAGAAUGUAGAGAUUGCCCACCAGGAUAUUAUUGUGAAGCUGAAAACAUCACCCAACCAACAGAUAAAUGUUUUGCAGGGUAUUAUUGUGUCUUGGCAUCAAAAACACCAACUCCAAGUCUAUCAGCAUCGGGUGGUCCUUGUGCUCAAGGAACAUACUGCCCUGAGGGUUCUUCUCAACCAACAUCUUGUCCACAAGGAACAUUUGGAGACAGAGCUUUACUUGCCUCUUUAGCAGAUUGCACUGCUUGUCCACCUGGUCUGUAUUGUGCCAUGUCAGGACUUUCUGCUCCUAAUGGAAGUUGUUUAGCAGGAUUUUUCUGCAUCAAUGCUUCAGAAGAAGCUAACCCGAUAGGAAAAUCUUAUGGAGAUGAAUGUCCUGUAGGUUAUUUUUGUCCCGAAAACAGUUACCAACCAACUGCAUGUCCUGCUGGAACAUAUCAACCUUUUGCAAGGAGGGUGAAUAGUUCAGAUUGUAUUGCUUGUGAUCCAGGGAAAUUCUGUAAUGCUACUGGAGGAUCUCAAACAGCAGGAAACUGCUUUGAGGGGUUUUACUGUAAAGGUGGUGCCAGCAGUCCUACACCGUAUGAUGACAUUACAGGAAAUAUCUGUCCAGCAGGAUCAUAUUGUCCAGAAAGUUCACCUCAACAUUAUUACUGUGCUAAUGGUACUUAUACCAAUCAUACUGGUGCUGCUUCUUGCUAUGAUUGUCCUGAAGGUCAUUAUUGUGUCAACAGAGAUAGAGCGGAUCCUUGCUUACCAGGUCACUAUUGUCCAUUUAAAACUGGUGCAGAUCUACAACCAUGUCCGUCUGGUACAUACAAUCCUAUAUAUGGUAUGAGCAAUAUAAGUCAUUGUAUAGCAUGUGAUGGUGGUAAAUAUUGUCAAACCCCAGCUUUAGAUUCUGUUACUGGUGAUUGUUCCGCUGGAUAUUACUGUUCUUCAGGUGUGGACACUGCUACCCCAUCUGGUGGACAUACUGGCGAAGGAGGGGUUUGCCCUGUUGGUUACUAUUGUCCAGAAUCCUCAGUUUUACCACUGUCCUGUCCACCAGGCAGUUACAGUGACAGUGCUGGUCAAGUUAACUGUACCAUGUGCCCUGCUGGUUUUUACUGUGUAGAGAAUUCCACUACAUUUGAUGAACAGAUUUGUCCAGCUGGAUACUACUGUCCACCAGGAACAACUAAUCCCAUGGCAUAUCCAUGCCCUAAAGGCACAUACAAUCCUACCAAUGGUAGUAAUUCAGCUGUUGAUUGUUUGUCUUGUCCUCCUGGAAAAUAUUGUGAAGUUGAUGGCUUGUCAGAACCUACAGGAAAUUGUUCAACAGGAUGGUAUUGUACAGGGAAUUCGUAUUCUGACCAACCAAUAACAACCCAAAAUGUCACUAGUCUGCCAGAUUGUGUUUGCCCACUAACUAAUUAUACAGGUGGUAAAUGUUGGCCAGGGACAUAUUGUCCAUCCGGCACUAAUUAUCCCAUACCCUGUACAGAGGGUAUGUACUGUAUGCUGUAUGAACUGGAAACACCACAAGGUCUUUGUAAUCCUGGUUACUACUGUAAUGGUGGUGCAUCACGUCCAGAUCCCCCGUCUGCUCUAUGUCCAUCAGGAUAUUAUUGUGAAGAAGGCUCUAAGACACCAACACCAUGUCCUGCAGGAACCAUGAGUAAUACUAAUGGAAAUACCAAUGUUACUGAUUGUGAUUUGUGUACCCCUGGCUAUUACUGUACAGGAUUAGCUAAUACCAAUUAUACUGGUCAGUGUGAUGCUGGCUAUUAUUGUCCUUCGGGCCAACAAUCACCUACACCAUUAGACUAUAAUUGUACAGUUGGUCACUAUUGUCCACAAGGUAGUGGUCAACCUGUCAUCUGUGAUCCCGGUUAUUAUCAAAAUGAAAUUGGACAAAGUUUAUGUAAGACAUGUCCUGCUGGAAGUUACUGUGAUCCUGUAGAAGAAGGUGUUGUUACUGGAGACCCGGAUCAUGGAGUGGUAACUCCUGAAGACUGUCCAUCUGGCUACUACUGCCCAUCACAAACUGGUGCCAAAACAACCUUUCCUUGUCCACCAGGAAGUUUUAGCAACGGAACUCAGCUACAGACAGAAAGUCAAUGUCAGCCAUGUAAAGGCGGUUAUUACUGUGAUUCUCCAGGAUUAAUUUUACCAACUGAUCUAUGUGAUGCUGGUUUUGUAUGUGUUAGUGGUGCCAAUAUAUGUGCUCCAACAGAUGGUAUAACAGGUUAUAAGUGUCAACCAGGCUAUUAUUGUCCCAGAGGUUCUUACCAAGGCAUCAAAUGUCCUGCUGGAACAUUCAGCAACCAGGUGAUGUUACAGAAUGUCACAGAAUGUCAACCAUGUCUGCCAGGAACAUACUGUGAUGUUGACGGUUUGACCUCUCCAGCAGGAAAUUGUACCAGUGGUCACUAUUGUACCUUAGGUGCAAUUGUCCAAAAUCCAAGUAGUCAGUCAUAUGGAGAUUAUUGUUUAGCUGGUCACUAUUGUCCAGAAGGUAGUGGAGCAUCUGAACCAUGUCCAGUAGGAAAAUAUUUGCCUGAUACUGGCAGGCAGUCUAUUAUUGAUUGUCUGGAUUGUCCAGGUGGAAAGUAUUGUGCUCAAGAAGGAAUGACAAACUACACAGGUGAAUGUGACGCAGGAUAUUAUUGUGAAAGCUCAUCAAACUCUAGCACUCCUAAUGAUGGUGUAACAGGAGAUAUAUGCCCACCCGGUUUCUAUUGUCCCGUAGGUUCAUCAAUACCAUUACCAUGUGAAGAUGGUACAUAUAUGAACCACACCUUGGCUAACGAAUGUGAUCCAUGUCCAGCAAGAUAUUAUUGUGUUAACAAAGAUCAUCCCGACCCUUGUCCUAAAGGUCGAUUCUGCCCACCAGUAACUGGCUUUAACAUGUCUCUAUGUCCGAGUGGUACCUAUAAUCCUACAGAGAUGUUGAUGGAAGAAUCAGAAUGUAGUCAUUGUGAUGGAGGAUAUUAUUGUGAUGUACCGGGAUUAAUCAACACAACAGCCAAAUGUGCACCAGGAUAUUAUUGUCAAAGCGGUGUGAAUACUGCUGCACCAAAUAAUAACAAUACUGGAUUUGGUGGUGAAUGUCCAGUUGGUCACUAUUGUCCAGAAGGAACAAUAAAUCCUAUAGGUUGUGAUGCUGGAACUUAUACUGAUAUCACACAUCAAGCCGUCUGCUUCUCAUGUCCUGCUGGUUAUUAUUGUCUAGCUAACUCUACUACAUAUAUAUCUACACCUUGUCCUACAGGAGCGUAUUGUCUUAUUGGUACCCAGACAGCCCGACAAUAUCCGUGUCCGUCAGGAACUUACAAUAAUCAGACACAUGGAGAUAAUAUGUAUGAUUGUCUACCUUGUCCAGGUGGUGAAUAUUGUAGUGGCGAUGGUUUAGCUGAACCAACAGGACAAUGUGCUGAGGGAUGGUUUUGUUCUGGUGGAGCAUUUACAGAUAAACCAUCACCCAUAGUUAAUACUACUGAUGAUUAUAGUAUUAAUACCACCUGCCCCCUCUUCUCUAGAAAUAAUACAGGAGGUAUCUGUACACCAGGUACAUAUUGUCCACUUGGUAGUUCUCAACCAGUACCAUGUCCAUUAGGUCAGUACUGUGAAAUACAUGCUCUGUCUAGUCCAUCUGGUGAUUGUCAUGCUGGUUAUUUCUGUAAUGGUAGUUCUAUAGUUCCUAAUCCACAACCAUGUUCUAACGGUCAUUAUUGUACAAACGGUACAACUGUAGAAGCACCUUGUCCACCCGGAACUUAUUCAGAUCGUGAAGGCAAUGUUAAUAUCAGUGAUUGUCAGCCAUGUAGUGCAGGAUUCUAUUGUCAAGAAUUUGGAUUAUCAACACCAAAUGGUGCAUGUGAUGCUGGUUAUUUCUGUCCAGAAGGUCAAGCAUCUCCAAGACCUGUAGAUUUAGCCUGUAGUCCAGGUCACUUCUGUUUGUCGGGUAGUUGGAAUCAAACAGGCUGUCCAUCGGGAACAUUCCAGCCUCACUGGAAGAAAAGUGAUUGUGAUGUCUGCCCAGCUGGUUCUUACUGUAAGGCUUUUGGAGAUUAUGAAACACUAGAUGAUGCAAAUAUUACCUCUUCUGGUAACUUCUCUGGAAGGUAUCGAAGUUACAGAGGCGUUUCGGUGCCAACAAUUUGUGCUGCUGGUUCCUAUUGUCCAGAUGGUACAAAACAUGACAAAGAAUAUCUUUGUCCUAAGGGUAGUUAUAGCAACAAGACAGGAAUAUCCAGUGAUACUCAGUGUACACCAUGUGAUCCAGGGUCUUAUUGUUCAGGAGAAGGUAAUAGAGAAACCACAGGAUUAUGUACGUCUGGUUAUUUCUGUACACUAGGAGCUUAUAAUUCAACACCAACUGAUGGUGUUACAGGAGAUAUCUGUCCGAUGGGAAAGUAUUGUCUAGCAGGAACUAUCAAUGGCGUAGGUUGUCCGAUUGGUACUUUCAGUAAUAUAACAGGUCUACUGGCAGACACAGAUUGUCAGAAAUGUACCCCAGGUCAUUAUUGUAGUAGAACAGGUUUAAUAUCCGAGUCAGGGACAUGCUGGGCUGGAUAUUACUGUAGCUUGAGCUCAGAAGAACCAGAUCCAGUAGGUAAACUAUAUGGUGAUAAAUGUACAGCUGGAAACUAUUGUCCUAAUGGUACAGCAUCUCCGAACCCAUGUCCUCCAGGAACAUUCUUAGAUCAAAUUGGCCUCGGUGAUGAAAGUGACUGUAUUCGUUGUAGUGCAGGAUCGUAUUGUGAAAGUUGGGGUCAGACCAAUAUAACAGGAUUAUGUUCUGCUGGAUAUUACUGUACAUCAAGAGCAAAUAACUCUAAUCCAACAGAUGGUAAUACAGGUAAUAUUUGUCCUAUUGGUCAUUUCUGUGAGGAGGGGUCAGUUUCUCCUGGUCCAUGUCAAAAUGCCACAUACAUGAAUCACACUGGAGCAUCCAGCUGUUAUAUCUGUCCAGAAGGUCAUUACUGUGUCAGCAGAGAAAGUGCAGAUAUCUGUAGUCAAGGUUACUACUGUCCACAAGGUACUGGAGCAGAUCUACAACCAUGUCCAACCGGCACUUUUGGAAAUGCCUCAGGUCUCAUCAAUGAAUCCCAAUGUACUCCAUGUAGAGGAGGUGAUUAUUGUGGAACACCAGGGUCAUCAGAUACAGAUGGACAAUGUCAAGCUGGAUAUUAUUGUGAGUUUGGUGUGGAUGUAGCUGCACCAUCAGACUCAUCACCUCAUAAAGGUUUAGGUGGAGAAUGUCAUCCAGGUUCAUAUUGUCCUACAGGUUCAACACAACCAGUGCCAUGUCCUGCCGGAACUUAUACAUCAGUUAAAAGAAAGGGAUCAUGUGAUGUCUGUCCUGGAGGAUAUUAUUGUACAGCCAAUACAAGUGAUCCUUACAGCUCACCAUGUCCUAGUGGUCACUACUGUCCACCCGGUACACAAUAUGAUGUCCAGUAUAAAUGUCCACAAGGAACCUAUAAUUCUGACACUACUAAAAGUUCAGCUACAGCAUGUUUAAUGUGUCCAUCUGGUCAGUAUUGUAGUGGACAAGGUAACAGUCAACCAUCAGGGAACUGUAGUGCUGGUUGGUUCUGUUCUGGUGGAGCUACACAUUCUCAACCUAUUAUCUAUGGUAAUUAUACAGUAAAUGAUAUGUGUACCUGUCCAGAGUUUAAUAUAACAGGUGGAAGAUGUAUACCAGGUACAUAUUGUCCUCAAGGAUCAUCAGCACCUGUCAACUGUGAUGCUGGUUCUUAUUGUGAUGAUUACCAACUAUCAACGCCCAAAGGACUAUGUAAAGCUGGAUAUUUCUGUCCAAGUGGUCAGAAUGUGCCUGAUCCAACAGAAUUUAUAUGUUUAAGUGGACAUUAUUGUGGAGAAGGUACAGCCACACCUACUGCUUGUCCUAUAGGAACAUUCUCUAACUCGACCGGUAAUACUAAUAUUACUGAUUGUAAACCAUGUACACCAGGAUUCUACUGUGAUGGAUUAGGAUUAGUUGAAGUUACCAAUCCUUGUAAUGUUGGUUAUUAUUGUCCAGAAGGUCAGAUAACAUCAAGUCCUGUUAGUUAUAUUUGUCCUAAGGGAUUCUAUUGUCCUGUAGGAUCAGAUCAACCCAUAAUAUGUGAGAGAGGAAAGUACCAGUUUGCAUUUGGUCAGUCUAGUUGUGACUCUUGUCCAUCCCGGUUUUAUUGUGACCCAUAUGAAAUGGGUAAUACUACUGGUAUUAUUGAUCCUGUAGAAUGCCCUGUUGGUCAUUACUGUCCUACUGGUACAGGUUAUAAACAACAGAACCCAUGUCCACCUGGUACAUUUAGCAAUACACCAGGAUUUGAAUCAAGUGUUGAAUGUUCAGAAUGUAGUUACGGUUAUUACUGUGCUCAGUCUGGUUUAACAGUACCAGAAGAUAAAUGUGCUGCUGGGUAUUUCUGUCAAGGUGGUGCUAGUAGUCCAACACCAACAGAUGGUACAACUGGUAAUAUCUGCCCUGUUGGUCUCUACUGUGAAGAAGGAUCUGUUUAUGGUACUGAAUGUCCAUUAGGAACAUACAACAAUUUUACUGGACUAAGAUAUGCUAAUGAGUGCAUACCAUGUGAUCCAGGUUACUAUUGUCCAUCACAAGGUUUAAUAAAACCAUAUGAACAAUGUACAGCCGGUUAUUAUUGUGAAAUAGGUUCACCAGAACCUGCUCCUACUGCUAAACUUUAUGGUUAUCUUUGUCCUGUUGGUCACUAUUGUCCACAGGGUACACCGUCACCAGUCCCUUGUAUCAAGGGAACAUAUCAACCAUCUGAAGGAAAGAAGAGUUCUAGUUCAUGUGUUAAUUGUGAUCCAGGUUAUUAUUGUUUAGAAGAAGGUAAUAGUACUGUAACAGGGCAGUGUAUGCAAGGAUUUUAUUGUACCAGUAAAGCACAAGUACCAAAUCCUACAGAUGGUACAACCGGUGAUAUCUGUCCUGUUGGUCACUAUUGUCCAGUCGGUUCGGACCGACCUUUGACCUGUCCUCCAGCCACCUUCAUGAAUCAUACAGGAGCAGAUGUCUGUGACCCAUGUCCAGAAGGAUAUUAUUGUACCAAGAACGAUGAAGCCACACCCUGUCCCCAGGGUUUCUACUGCCCACCUGGUACAGGUGGUAGUUAUUAUCCUUGUCCAGUAGGCACCUUUGGAGCUAAUCAGAAAUUGACCAAUGAAUCUGAGUGUAGUUUAUGUACAGGAGGAUUGUACUGUGCCACACCUGGUUUAUCAGCACCAACCAAUCCAUGUCAAGAAGGAUUCUACUGUGUUUCUGGUGUAAAUGUGGCCACACCAAACAGUGGUAUUUCUCAUACUGGUGUGGGUGACCGAUGUCCAGCAGGAUUUGAAUGUCCACUCAAUUCAACCUAUCCUAUACCUUGUAAUCCAGGUCAAUAUUCACCAACAGAUACUGCGUCUGCUUGUCUUGUAUGUCCUGAAGGAUAUUAUUGUGAGAAUCAAACAGUGACACCUGUAAUAUGCCCUGUUGGACACUACUGUCCACCUGCUACACAGUUUGAUGUACAAUAUCCUUGUCCACAGGGUACCUUUAAUAAUGACACUGGAAGUGGUAAUGAGACAACAGAUUGUUUAGAAUGUCCACCUGGUUAUUAUUGUCAAGGUGUAGGUAAUAAUAAUCCUACUGGGCUCUGUGAUCCAGGUUUCUUCUGUGCUGCGAAAUCUUACCAAAAACGACCAUAUGACCCAGGAUUCCUCACUAGUCUUAAUGGGACUUCAAGUGGUUUAUAUGCCAAUGAUACUUGUACACCAACGUGGGACUGUGUUUGUCCAGACUUCCAUUUAACACGUGGUGGAAUGUGUCCUAUAGGAUAUUACUGUCCACGUGGUUCUAGUAAACCCAAGUCAUGUGAUGGUGGUAGAUAUUGUGCUUUACCUGGUUUAGAAACACCUACAGGAAACUGUAGUAUGGGAUGGUAUUGUAAUGGUACUAGUGCUAUACCUAAUCAGUUUGAAUGUCCAACUGGCCAUUAUUGUAUAGAAGGGACAACAACACCUGAACCUUGUCCAACUGGAACCUUUGCCAAUUCAACCCAUGGUGGUCAGCUAGCUGAUUGCCAGAACUGUACAGCAGGAAUGUUCUGUCAGGGUCUUGGAAAUGUGAUUCAAACAGAUUACUGCGAUGCUGGUUAUUAUUGUCCUGGAGGUCAGAGCUCGAGGACACCAGUAGAUUAUUUGUGUUUACCAGGACAUUAUUGUGAGAGAGGUUCUGCUAUAUCUGUUGUUUGUCCUAAUGGUACCUAUCAGUUAAACUCUGGCCAGAGUUAUUGUGACGACUGUCCUGCUGGAUACUUCUGUGAUCCUAAUGAUGGAAAUAUUACAUAUAUUAAUGGUAUUCCUGUAGCCACUCCAUCUCCAUGUCCAACAGGUUACUACUGUCCACCUAGAACAGUUGCUGCACAAACUUAUCCCUGUCCAAAAGGAACCUAUGGCCCAGAUAUGUAUUAUAGUAAUAUUGGAAACUGUACAGCCUGUCCAUCUGGUUCAUAUUGUGAGAGAAGUGGUUUAUCGUAUGCUAGCGGUGGAUGUUGGGCUGGUUAUUAUUGUACAGGUGGCGCCUCACUACCAACACCUAUAGAUGAUAUGGUUGAUCACAGUAAUAAUAUAACAUUUACUGGUAAUGAUAUGUGCCCAGUAGGAUAUUAUUGUACUAACAGUACUAGUUAUCCUACACCAUGUCCUAUUGGUACAUUCUCUACACAACGUGAAGUCACUAAACCUGAAGAUUGUGAACCAUGUCCUAGAGGAAGAUAUUGUAACAUCAAGGCUUUCACUAAAGUAUCUGAAGCUCCAUUGUGUGAUCCUGGGUAUAUAUGUAUAGGUGGUAGUACAACAGCAACACCCAGUGAUAAUAUAGAAGGUUAUAUGUGCCCACCAGGACAUUUCUGUAUAAAAGGUGCUGAGUUUGAAGAGGGUUGUCCAAUUGGAACAUUCCAGUCUAACCAUGGAUCAGACAAUUGUACUAUUUGUCCUGCAGGUUUUAUAUGCCCGGAUAUGAAUAUGACAUCACCAUUACCUUGUAAAGAAGGUUAUUAUUGUCCGUAUGGUAUAUCACCACAACCAUGCCCUGCUGGUACAUAUAACAAUAAAACUAGUAUGGAGAUUAUUGAUCAAUGUACAAAUUGUUCACCUGGUAAAUACUGUGAAGGUCCUGGUAAUAUUCUACCAACAGGUGAAUGCGAUGGUGGAUAUUUCUGUGAAGGCGGUUCAACUAGUAAAGCUCCGAGCCCAACACCAACUUAUCCUAAUAAUGGUUUAUGUAUAAUAGCUCAUUAUUGUCCACAAGGUACAUCUAGAAUGAUUAAAUGUCCAGCCGGUACUAUCAGAAACAGUACAGGUGGAGCUGUAUUAGAUGAUUGUUUACCAUGUCCUGGUGGAUAUUAUUGUGAGAAAGAUGGUCAGAUAGAAGCUACAGGACAAUGUUCUCCUGGUUAUUAUUGUCCAGCUAAUGAUACAACUAUAUCACCUACACCAUCAGGUCUAGAAUGUCCUGUAGGCUAUUAUUGUACCAUAGGUACUGCCAACCCUAUACCAUGUCCAGCUGGUCAGUUCCAGAUUAAUACUGGUCAGUCAUCAUGUGAAGCCUGUCCUGCUGGAUUCUAUUGUCAGAGUGCUAUAUCUCCAGAACUUAAAGACUGUCCUCCAUACCACUACUGUCCAACAGGAACUGCUUAUCCUAUUUCAUGUGAGAAUGGAACAUUUACAUAUGAUAAUCAGACUCAACUUAAAGCAUCCAGUGAUUGUUCACCAUGUGUAACUGGUCAAUACUGUAGGAAUGGUCAGCUAUAUGGAGAUUGUUCAGCAGGUUUUUACUGUAAAUCUGGGUCUAAAGAAGACAUGCCAAAUAACACAAUUAAUUUUGAUGUAUGUGCCAGUAAUACAGAUUGUUCCGGUUUCUGUCCUAGAGGAUAUUAUUGUCCACAAGGAACUAUCAUACCACUGCCUUGUCCAGAUGAUACAUAUAGAAACACAGUAGGAGCUGAACAACAGAGUGAUUGUAUAAAUUGUCCUGCUGGCUUCCUUUGUCCUGAAGGUACAGCUGAUCCUAUCCCGUGUCCAGCAGGUUUCUAUUGUUUAGCUGGUAAUGGUACUACACCAUGUCCAAGAUUAACAUAUAGAAAUGAUAGUGGUGGUGCUGUAUUAACCGAUUGUUAUCCUUGUGAAGCUGGUUAUUGGUGUAAUUAUACUGGUAUGGCUGAUUAUAUAAACAACUUAUGUCCACCCGGUUAUUUCUGUUUAUCUGGUCAGGAACCAGAAAUAUGUCCAGCUGGUACCAUGAGAGAUACACCCGGUUCCACAGGUCCUGGAGAUUGUCCACUUUGCAGACCUGGAUACUACUGUCCAAAUGAUACAGCCAAUACACAGGGUAUCCCAUGCCAGGAAACUUUUGAAUGUCCAACAGGAGCAUCUUUAGAGAUCGAUUGUCGUCCAGGUCAUUUCUGUAAAGGAACAACCGGUUUCCCACCAAUUUGUCCCGGAGGUUAUUAUUGUCGUAAUGCUACAGAUACACCAAUAGAAUGUCUGAUUCCAACGUAUUGUCCUGAAGGUUCCAACAUGACAUUAAUCUGUCCUCUAGGUUACAUGGCCAACAAUCAUGCCGGAGUUCGAGACAGCAUUUCAAAAUCGUGUCGAAUCUGCCCAGCAGGAACUUAUGGUAACUACACAGAUAGGUCACAAUGUGACCUUUGUCCAUCUGGAUACUAUUGUCCUGAGGGUACUGGACAUGGAGACUCAAAUCCUUGCCCAAUUGGUUCGUAUUGUCCACUAGGUUCAGCAGCACCAUAUAAAUGUCCUGUUGGUAUGUAUGGAAAGGUUUUCCGAGCUGAUAAUUUUGGUCAAUGUGUAAAUUGUCCAGCUAACUAUUACAAUAAUUUGGAAGGACAGAAGGCUUGUCGACCAUGUGGAAGUUCUUCCUAUUCGUCUGCUGGUAGUUCUCAGUGUACAUGUGUGGGUAAAUUCCGUAACUUCCAGGAAUCAGAUGGUGCUUGUAUUUGUAUGUCGGGUUAUAUAUUCUACAAUGAAGUGGAUAAGAAAGUAUCAACAGGAAAUGGUGACGAAGACUGCCAAGAGAUUGUUGAUUUACGAUGUUCACAGUUUGAAACGAGAGUUGCCAGUGAUAGAACAUGUUCACAAGCUGAGGAUUAUGACUGUUCGUCUGCUUGUAUAGAUGCUGGUGGUGUAUUAGAUAUAGAUUUAGGAAGAUGUAAGUGUAACUUGUAUCGUGAAGCGGAUGAAAUCUGUGAUCAGUCUUGUAGAGAAACAAGUAUGCCCUCUGUUGGUUUACAGUUAUUACCAGAUGGUGCUGUAUCUAUUAGUAUUAUUGAUCGAGCUACAGGUGCUUCAACUACACAGACAAUAACAGAUAUUUAUGGGCCAAGUGAACAAACAACCGAGUUGACAACAGUUUUUGUAUGUAAUUUUUAUGAAGAUCGUGUCACAGCAUCACUAUAUAAAGAUCCUUCAGAAGCUCAGCUGUUAUUCACACCAUUACAAGAUCAGGUGACAAGUGAAUCAUUUGGAAGAAGACGUCUGCUAGCUACAUCUGUUCCCGCCAACCAGAUAUCUAACCCAGCUUUAUGUCUGAACGUCAAUGAUGUCAUAUUGUUUAAAGUUUGGUUAAAUGAAACGGAUAGAUCACAGAGUCAUUAUCCAAUUUACCAGAAAGAUCAUCUAUAUAAUACGAAUCCAUCAUUUGACUAUGGACCAUUCACUCAACUAGAAAACCUUCUACUAAAUACUAAUAUCACUAUUACAUCAUUUGCUCAUGUUUUUACGGAAGGUGGAACUUACGUAUUUAAAGAUUCUCAAUCGCCAGACAGGGAUGUAAUUGUAACAGUAAAGCCAGUAGGAUCUACCUGUACAGCUGGUGUAUCACAAAUAGUACCAUCAUCACCAACAAAUCUUAUAGCAUUCGGUAUAGCUAAAACUUCCGUACAGAAUGAAGAACCUGAUUGGGGACUUAUUAUUGGUUUAAUAGCUUUCUUCAGUGCUAUAGUAAUAUUAUUGGUAAUUGCUGUUAUUGUCUGGAAACCUAGAGAUUCUGUCAUCUAUCCCAUGAAACAUUGGAAACCUAAAUAUCGAAGUUUGGGAGCACCACCGCCAGUACCAUCGUAUAUACGAUAUGAUACCGAUCAUUGGCCGGAUAAACACAGCCACUCAGAUCUUGGACCAAGAACUGUUGGAGAUGGAGCUGAAUUUUCAUCUUUACCUUUAAUGGGUUUAAUGAAAGAAGGAGAAUUGGAAGGUUUUAAUGUCCGUAUGUUAUAUGAUAAACUAGAAGAUCAGAAUUUACAUCUAGCAUCACAAUUAGCUAAACAGAAAGAAGAUCUUCAGGGUUUCUAUUCAAGGAUUUGUGAUCAGAAUGAACAACUAAAGAAAUUAUUAAAUGACAUUGAUCCCAAAAAACUAGCCAACAUGGAAUCUAUUAUACAAGUGAGAGAAGGCAAGAAAGCAGCUGAUGGUUUACAGGGUUCAUCAAGUACUGGACCGAAUGUCAUCAAUGCUAAUGUUAAAUAUGGUGGUGUUCACAGACACAAUUUUAACCUGGGUGGAAAUAAUCGAGAAGGUGAAUUGAUGACAGCCUUACAGAUAUUACUGGAGAAACUGAACAAUGGAAAUGUUCCAUUAUCACCUGAAAUGUGGAACCAAAUACAGAAACAACCAACGGAUCAAAAAUAUACUUUAUUGAAAUCAGAUGGCAAUCAGACUCAUGGACAGGGAGAGAUGUUGAGGAAUCAUAAUACAGAAAGAAUGAAUCUGGAGAAAGGAUUAGAGAAUGAUGAGAAACAAGCCUAUAAUAACUUAUUAGAUGAACUUGAUAACAUACGUAAAUUAGCUGUUGCAGAAAAGUCAGAUGACCUUAAAAUCAAAUUACAAGGUGAUUUAACAGAAAAUGAAGUUCAGAAUAUUAUGUCAGACCAUAAUAAAGAUUUGGGUAUCUGUAUGGGUAAAUUACAGUUAAAUAAAGAAAGACAACUAGAAGAAUUAAGGAAGAAAUUAGCCGAACGAAGGAGGAAUAAAGAGAAGCUGUUGAAAGAUAAACAGACAGCUGAGACUGGUAAAGUAGGUCUACCACCUCCUGUACGUGGAACUGAUGAUACCGAUAUAAAAUUAAAACUCGAACAGAAGAGACUUGAUGCUGUAUAUACAGAAGAAGUAUCUGGUAUGGCCAUGGCAGAAACUGAAAUGGAUCACAAUUUGGCUGAGAGAGAAAGAUCACAGAUAUCAGACAACAUGGCAAAUCAAAUUGAAAGCCUUGCAAAUCAAGAACUGCUUGACCGCGAGAAAAUGGCUGAUUUAAUUAAAGAUCAGAGACAACAAGAAGAUAACUUGGCCAAAAAAUUAGAGCACAGACGACAAGAUCAUUUGGAAAAGAUUCGUAAAAACCUAGUCGAAAGAAAGAGAAAACAAAUGAUGGUACUUAGAGAUAAACAAGAAAAAGAAAAAGCAGAGUUGUCUGUUAAAAUGUUAGAAGAGGGUAGUGAAGAAGAUAAAGAGCGUUUGAUAAAAGCUUUAGAUGAGUUACAUGAAGUAGAAGAAGAAGUAUUAUCUGCAGAAUUAGAUCUAGAAGAAAGACAACAAACACAACAAAUAACACAAGCUCUAGAUGAAGAACAUACAACAGAUUUAAAGAGUAUUCAUAGAAACUUAUUAAAGAUGAUUACUGAUAACACUCCUGCUAAAUCUCAACUAGCUGUACAGAGAUUAUUAGAUCAGUUCCGACAAGAUGAAGACAGUUUACAUCAAGAAUUACGUGUUGAAAGAGACAGACAAAUGGCAGACUUUCAGAUUAAACUGGCUGUCAGAAAGGCACGUAAACUUGCUAGUGAUCAACGCAAAAUGGAAGAAGCAGCUGCACAAAGAUUUAUCCAGGAACAGACUCGACAAAUGAGGAAAGAUGUAGGUAUAACUGAUCCUAUUAUCAAUAUAGAUCUACAACAUGUUCCACAAGUACAAUAUGGUGAAAGUACAGAAGAAAAAGCCAUGAAAAAAGAACAGCAAAGGAUUAAAGAUGAUCUGAAGACAAGACAUAAAGAAGACAGGGAUAAACUGGCAGCUAAAUUAGACAGUGAAGUUUUAAAGAGUGAAACUGAUAUGAGAAAAGAACUAGAAAUGGAAAAAGAGAAAUUAUUACAUGAACAGAAGAAUAGACAAGCUGCUGAAUUAGCUGCCAGAACAGAUCUUACCCAAGAUCAAAUUAAUUCUAUGAUGGCAUCUCAUGCUCAAGAUUUGGAGGAUUUGGCUAAUCGAUUGGACGCUCAACAAACCAGACAACAGUUAGAUCUUAGAGACAGAUUAGCCCAAAGACGUAAACUGAAGAUGGCUGAAAUACGCAGACGUCAGGAAGCUGAAUUAACCAAAGAAAUGUUGGAACAACAAAAAGAAUUAGAUGAGGUUAAAUUGAAAGAGGCACAUGAAGUAGAGAAGAAGGCUAUAGAAGAAGGUAUUAGAGAAAACGGCCAGGAAGAAAGUGAUAAAGUUAUACAAGCUGUAUUGGCUAAAAGACACGCCCAGGAAUUGAGAGAUUUAGAGAAUCGAUUUACUGCUAAGAAACGAGUAAUGGUGGAUGAAGCUUUAAAUAUACUUCAUGAUAAAUAUGAUAAGCAGAAAGACAACAUGUUAAGACGACAUCAAGAAGAAUUAAAUAAUCUUAAGAAACAAGGAUUGAGUCCAGAUGAGUUCCAAGAGAAACAAUCUCAAUUAUUAAAUGACCAUCAGAUGGAAUUAUCAAAAUUAGACAAACAGUUGACUGAAAAAGAACGGGAUAUUAAACGUGGUGCAUUAGCUGAUUGGGAAGUUACGUUUGCUAGAGAAAAGCUCAACAUGAAAGAAAAACACUACAAGGAAUUUGCAGAUGCUUUGCGUGAAUACAACCCACAACAUAAUAGUGUUAAAAAAGCAGAAGUCAUGGCUGAAGAACUAGAGGAGGUCAAACAGAAAUUACAAGAGCAAAGAAAAGAAGAAGAGAAUAAAUUAAAACAGGAACAAUUAGAGUUUGAAAGACUUGAGAAGGAGAGAUUAGAAAGAGAUAUGAGCUCUUUUGCCAAGCAACUAGAAGAGGAGACGAAACAAGAGAAAGCUCGUCACGAACAAAGUAUUUCCAGUUUAAAUAAACGUAAAGAAGAAAUAGUUAACGAAAAGAAAGAUGAAUUAAAGAAAGCAAUGGAAAAAUUAAAGGCUGAUGGUGGUACUAAGGAAGAACAAGAACGCUUGAUGCAAGAGCACCAAAGAGAUGUACAGAAUUUGGUGAACAAGAUGGAAGCUGAUAGACUGAGAAUGGACUCCAAACUUCAAGAACGACUUAAAAAACGUAGAGAGGAGAAAAUGAAGAGUAAAGAAAAACAAGUUAAAGAGAAUUUAGAAGAAGAAAAGAGACAACUUGAAGCUAAACAACAAAGUGCUAGAGAAAAACUUCAAACAAAUGAGAUGUUGGCCCUGCAAGAAACUCUAAAUAUUGGUCAAUUACCAACCAGACAAGACCCAGUUGGGAGUGCUGCUGUUACCAGUGACAAUACAUCUCCACCCAAGAAUCCAGAUGUCACCAAAGACAUGCCAACAGCAUUUUCUAAUGCUGCUCCAUUAAAUGAAGCUGAAUUAAUCAAUUUAUUAAUGGCAUCACCUAUGUAUCAAAAACUGGAAGAGAUGAAGAAAACUAUAGCUAAUGGUGGUCUUAAACCUUCAUCUAAAUCUUCAGGAAGUAGCCAUGUAGACAGCCGAGAAUCGGAAUGGGAAUCAGAUAAAGAAUUAAAACCUGUGGAUUUAAAUAAAGUGAAUGCGAGAACCUUUGUCAUUUAUAAAUUUGGAUGCUUUGUUUCCGAUCUUAUUGCCUGUCACUGUAAUCAUAGUCCUGUCACCAUUUUACUAGCAGACCAACUUCCACCCAACAAACAACUCACCAGAAAUAUGUACAGAAAUUCAUUCCAUUAUGAUGCCAGUAAUCAUAUAUUAUAUAUUAGAGUGGCCAGAUUACAAACAGUUGGAGAAUUUAUUUUAGUACUAGUUCACACGCUAGCACACAUCAAAUCAGGUGAUCUAACUGAUGACUCAAAUCCUGACUUUACAAGAGAAUAUCAGCGAGCUAUAGGUGUUGUGUGUAAUGACCUUUUCUUUGCCCGGUAUCAUCAGACAUCGAAUACUGCUAAAAAACUAGCAACAGCUUCAGCUAAUGGAGAUGUUGGCGCUGCUGAUAAACUUUUACAAUCUGUGUUUGGUCAAGCUGAAAAUGAGUCUAUAAAAGCUGGAAUGGUUGAUGACCUUUUGGAUGUCAAAGUUCAUACGGGAACAGACGUGAAAGGAGCUAAAUUUAACAAAGAUAAAAUACAAGAUAGAUUACAUCAAUAUUCUAAUUAUACCAAAAACAAUGAGCUACAUAAAAAUCUGGGAGACUUGGAGGAGAAAAUAAUACAAAGUAAUGUUCAAGGUUCAACAUAUUCAGUUGAUCAACAAAUCUCUAAAUUAACUGAGAAAUACUCCACAUCAGGGGCAGCAACAAUGAAGAAGGCUCCAACAAGUUAUAUUAUGGCCAACAUGACAGGUGAAGCUUUAUGGAACUCGUAUAUUAAUCAACAAAAUGAACCUGCAACUGUUACUGUGGAUAGUUCAACUGAUCAACAGGGGAAUACAGAUGAACUUUUGGCAGAUUUUGCUGAUAUGAGUCGUAAAAUAUUAACAACAUCUGACCAUAUUAAAAAACUGGAAGAAGAAAUAACCUCGGAAAUGGAAUUAACUGAUAAAGCUAAAGGAAAAGAUAAACAGAAUCACGCUGAGUUACAUAAAGCAGCGGUGAAGAAAUUAGCCGAAGCUAAACAAGAACUGACUAAGUUGGAAGUAGAAAAAUCACGACUAACGGAACUAUUUAAAGAUGUGCUGGUUGUCCAAAACACUUAAUAAUUCCAAAAAUAAUUAUUAUUUGCAAGAAAAAGCAUAAUCAAAAGUAAUUGGGAUAGUGCCUAUAUUUUUUUUAUAAUUAAAUUAUUUUUAUUUAGAUAUAUUCCUACUGUGAUAUCAAUCUUAAUGAACAUAAAACAGUAUUGUAGAUUAUUUUAAAUGUUUUUGUCUGUACACGUAUAUUUUUUUUAGUGAGAGAUGUUCAAAAUCUUGUUAUACUGUUAUGUAAAAAGUAUGAGUUUUAAAGUAAUUAUAUUUUAAUCUGAAUGAAGAUGCGCUGGUAGCAUCCAAUCCAUCCUAAUUGAAUAUACAUUCCGUCCAUCUCUGUAUAUGAAGAUUAAUAUCUACAUAAUAUAUGUUUAAGUUCUACAUAACAUAACCCGUCCAAUGAAAUUUUAUAUGAUGCAAUAGUUUAAAAUGAUUUAUAGUUUUUUCACUUUGUAUUUUAUGAUAUGUCUAUUUAUUUUUCCUGUUUUUAUAUUCUUGCUUUGAAUAUAUAAUAAAUUUAU
This is a messenger RNA of Patella vulgata (common limpet), 30196 nucleotides long. RefSeq lists its product as uncharacterized. The transcript has 119 exons. Gene Ontology annotation, molecular function: protein binding. The record is from RefSeq and is a predicted model, not a curated record. The coding region runs from base 123 to 29687 and encodes 9854 amino acids. Lineage: Eukaryota; Metazoa; Mollusca; Gastropoda; Patellidae.